UCCUACUAGUAUUUCUCUCUCCUUUUGUUGUUCUUGUAAGAGCAGCUUCAGUGCUGGGGUCCCAAGGGAGAGCUCUACUCCAUUGGAAGGCCACCCUCCGAAGUCCGCAGUUGCUCGCGUCCUGGAACGUCGGCUCCAGUCCAUGCAAUUGGACGGGGGUUGCAUGCAACAUCGCACGCAAUGGGCGCUUGGUCGUCUACGAGAUACAGCUGCCAAAUUUGAGCUUAGCAGGGCCACUUGAUGCUCUUAAUUUCUCGGCGUUCCGAUCGCUUGCCAAUCUCAACCUCAGCUACAACCAGCUGAACGGGAACAUUCCCCCUACCAUUUCGGCGCUCUCCAACCUCGUAUCUCUUGAUCUGACUGCCAACAGGUUCACUGGAAGAAUUCCUGUCGAUAUUGGUUCCAUGAAGGCGCUUCAGUUCCUAAAUAUUAGCCAGAAUCAGAUAAGUGGCCCUAUACCUCCGUCUCUGAGCAACCUUAGUAGGCUUACAGAAAUGCAACUAGAAGAUAAUAAGAUUACGGGUGUCAUCCCUGAGGAGUUGGGGAGACUUGCAAAGUUGAUCUACCUUGAACUCGGGGCAAACCAACUUACAGGUUCUAUUCCUCCCAGUUUAGGAAACAUGACAAAGCUCUAUCACUUGGCUCUCUAUGGAAAUCAGCUAACGGGAUUCAUUCCUAGAGAACUAGGAAACCUAAUAAAUCUGGCGCACUUGUCGCUCUCUAAUAAUAGCCUAACAGGUCGCAUCCCUUCAUCGGUGGGAAAUCAGAGCAAGUUGGAGAUACUUUACCUUUGGAUGAAUGAAUUGUCAGGUUCUAUGCCUCCAGAAAUUGGAAAGCUGCACCAACUCACUACCUUGGCUCUCCAAUUUAACCAGCUCUCGGGGCAAAUCCCACCAUUACUAGAGACAUGCAAAGGAGGAGCCCUACGGAUCCUAAUGCUGAGCAACAACAGCUUCCAAGGUCCCAUUCCCGCGACAUUGAAGAAUUGUACGAGCCUAUAUACUGUUCAUCUUGAGCAUAAUCAACUGAACGGGGAUGUAUCCAAACAGCUUGGGGUAUAUCCCAAUCUUAAGUAUUUGGAUUUAAGCUUCAAUAAAUUGUCGGGUACAAUCUCAUCAGACUGGGGAAGAUGGCACAAUCUGACGUUCCUAGGAAUCUCAAAUAACAAUAUCACCGGAGUUGUACCAUCAGAACUUGGACAGCUAUCAAAGCUGGAAGAACUGGACCUUUCUUCAAACUACUUCCAAGGAGAGAUCCCGAGGAGCUUGGGCAACCUGGCUCAUCUUUAUAACUUCAACCUGAGCAACAAUCAACUUAUUGGAGAGAUACCAGCAGAGCUGGGAAGGAUGUCCGACCUUGAACUUCUUGAUCUGUCGAGAAACGGCUUGAUAGGUAGGAUACCAUAUCAGAUAGGAAAUUGCAUGAAACUCCAUUUGCUGAAGCUUAACAACAACAACCUCAGUGGAAGCAUUCCUUUUGAGAUGGGCAAUCUGGUGUACCUUCAAGACGCACUCGACAUCAGCCAUAACUCUUUGACAGGGGAGAUACCAACGCAAUUCGGUAAAUUGUUCAUGUUGCAAAAUUUGAAUCUAUCACACAAUGGCUUGACGGGUAAUCUUCCAUCAACUUUUAGGGAUAUGCGUAGCAUGUUCAUCAUCGAUGUCUCAUACAAUGAAUUGGAGGGUCCAGUUCCCGAUAACAAGCAUUUCCAGGAAGCUCCAGUAGAGUGGUUUGUCCACAACAAAGGUUUGUGUGGAGUUGUCAAAGGUUUGCCUCUAUGUGCUUCAUCUACUGCAAAUGAACACCACGGAAGUAAGCACCACACAGUCAUUAUCUUAUCUAUUGUUGCAUCUAUGGUCGUCUUACUUCUCUUGCUUGUGCUCGUCGGAAUUGCUUUGCGAUUCCAGAAGACGAAGAAACACACAGUGCAAGCUGUCAAGAAUCCCAUCAAACAGGGUACAUUCUCUGUAUUGAAUUUUGAUGGAAAAGUUGCAUACAAGGAUAUCAUCGAAGCAACAGAAGAUUUCGAUGAGAAGUACUUGAUCGGAACCGGUGCAUAUGGCAGUGUUUAUAGAGCAGAAUUAUCAAGUGGAGAGGUGCUCGCAGUCAAGAAAAUUCACCUGUCCGAACACGAGAACACGGUGGACGAGCAACCCUUUCAGAAUGAGAUAGAAACUCUUACUCGAAUCCGACAUCGCAAUAUUGUCAAACUUUACGGAUUCUGCACCUCUCCUCACCACAAGUUUCUCGUGUACGAGUACGUGGAGAGAGGAAGUUUGGGAUCCGUCCUCAGAAUCGAAGCAGCAGCAGCAGAAUUGGACUGGGUGAAGAGGGUGAACAUUGUCAAAGAUGUGGCUCGUGCUCUCUCCUACAUGCAUCAUGAUUGUGUUCCACCUAUCGUUCAUCGAGAUGUAACCAGCAACAAUAUUCUACUGGAUUCAGAAUUCAAGGCUUGUGUUUCUGACUUCGGCAUUGCUCGACUCCUGAAUCCAGAUACCUCAAACUGGAGCAUGCUUGCCGGCACGCAUGGUUACUUGGCACCAGGUAACAUUUUGAUUAAUAUUUUGUAA
This is a messenger RNA of Musa acuminata subsp. malaccensis (wild Malaysian banana), 2570 nucleotides long. The record is from RefSeq and is a predicted model, not a curated record. Lineage: Eukaryota; Viridiplantae; Streptophyta; Magnoliopsida; Zingiberales; Musaceae.